AUGGUAGCGAAAUAUCCUAGAUCUCUGCAAGACAUAAUAGAGGGAGAUGUGAUUGGCCCAGGGUACCACUCUUUGGUUAAGCAACUGCAAUAUAGGAUUGAAAACGUGAAACGAUCAACGACCCCAAAAUUAAGAAAACGAAAGCGUCCCAAUAAUGAGUCUGACACAGAUGAAGUCCCUCCAGAACAGAGAGCAGCAAUGCAGGAUACGUAUGGCUGCAUUAACUGGGAUUUAAAAUCCCUUCCUCUUGGAGGGACCCCAGAUAGUCAGCGACAAAAGAAAGAACAACUGAAGAUGAUGUUUCAGCAAAAUGAUACAAAUACAGAUGAGGUCAAAUGUCUGAUGAUGUUGACUUUCUACACACAGCGUAAACAAGUGAACCAGGGGGAUAAUAUAAAAUGCCUUCUGGAAGAGUGGCCUAUUUGGUUCAACGAACUUGGAAUGGCACUCCACUUCAAGGUACUUACUGGAAUUGGGCUUAAAGAAACUUUCACACGGCAUUUGACUCUGAAGGAAAAACGACUCUUGAACUACUUCAAUACUGUUGGUGUGGACAAGAACAAAAAGUUCCUGCAGGCUGUAACAACUUUGAAAGUCAUGAGGGGGGAGCUGAUUGAUUGCUCUGUAGAUGUCAAAGAUAUGUUGCUGCUUUUGUUAUCUUACUUCAAUGAGAAGGACGAUGCAAUGUUCUGUUAUGUUGAGGACACCUGCCUGGCAGAAGAAGUACAGAUGGACCAAGUUCGUCUGACUCCCACCCUUGUUGUGUGUGGUCAAUCCUGCUUUUCUGCAAAACGGUUCAUGUUGUGUGUGGAUCAAAACAUUAUACUUGACAACCUCCCCUCCUUCAUUUCCGCCAUGUGCAUGAUGUUUGGGAGCUACUAUUGCUUCAACAUCCAUUACCCAUCAGAGCUGGCAUCAACCUUGGAGUUUCUGCAGACGUGUUUUUUCUCCAUCAACCCAGAAAAGGGCACUAAAGUGGAAAAGACAAACACAUCCUGCCUUCAGGUGAACCCAAGGGUCCUUACUUUGAUUCAGGAACUUUCAGAUCAUGAGUGGCGUGAUGUCUGA
Molecule: messenger RNA, 1068 nt
Organism: Triplophysa rosa
Lineage: Eukaryota; Metazoa; Chordata; Actinopteri; Cypriniformes; Nemacheilidae
Exons: 3
Coding region: 1-1068 (355 amino acids)
Source: RefSeq, a predicted model, not a curated record